Messenger RNA from Ictalurus punctatus (channel catfish), 411 nucleotides. It is a transcript of the gene rps26l, whose product is annotated as ribosomal protein S26, like. The record is from RefSeq and is marked provisional. Gene Ontology annotation, biological process: translation. Gene Ontology annotation, molecular function: structural constituent of ribosome; mRNA binding. Lineage: Eukaryota; Metazoa; Chordata; Actinopteri; Siluriformes; Ictaluridae. Gene Ontology annotation, cellular component: ribosome; cytosolic small ribosomal subunit.
CCUUUCCAAGAUGACUAAGAAGAGAAGGAAUAACGGACGCGCCAAGAAGGGCCGUGGACAUGUCCAGCCUAUCCGCUGCACUAACUGCGCCCGCUGUGUACCCAAAGACAAGGCCAUCAAGAAGUUUGUGAUAAGGAACAUUGUCGAGGCUGCAGCCGUGAGGGACAUCUCGGAGGCUAGCGUAUUUGACUCCUAUGUACUGCCCAAGCUCUAUGUGAAACUGCAUUAUUGCGUGAGCUGUGCCAUUCACAGUAAGGUGGUGAGGAACCGUUCUCGGGAGGCCCGUAAGGACCGGACACCACCUCCACGCUUUAGGCCUAGUGGUGCUGCCCCAAGAGCUCCUCCUAAGCCUAUGUGAAGAAAGAGUCAAAAUCUGAACAUACGUGCAAAGAAAUAAAAUGAUUUGAUGAG